Molecule: messenger RNA, 1449 nt
Organism: Mesorhabditis belari
Lineage: Eukaryota; Metazoa; Nematoda; Chromadorea; Rhabditida; Rhabditidae
Source: the annotation of a GenBank genome assembly
AUGCCAACGCUCAAUGUGAAAUGGGGACGCGAAAAGUACACUGUCGAUGCAAACACGGAGGAUCCUCCAUUUGUCUUCAAAUCGCAACUUUUCGCUCUUACUGGUGUGCAGCCCGAUCGCCAAAAACUUGUCAUUAAGGGUAAAAUUCUUCCUGAUGAAUCGUGGGAGGGAAUUGCCAUCGCCGAAGGACUGACGAUCAUGAUGAUGGGCAGUGCUGAUGCCAUUCCGCAGGCACCCGUUUUGACAAGUGAAGAUCAAAGCGGUCAAGGUCAAAAGGCAAAGGAAUUGCCGAUGCCACUGGGGCUUAAAAACUUGGGAAACACGUGCUACAUGAACUCGGUCCUUCAAUCACUGCAGACUAUUCCCGAAUUAUCGGAAUGUCUGGAGAAGUAUUCGGGUGCCGAUGAUAAUCAAUCUACACGACUCCUCAAAUCCCUUCGAGAAACUUUCCGCUUCAUGCAAAAUAAGAAUCCAUCAUCUCUGAUUCCCAUGUCGAUUUUAUUCAAUUUGCAUGCUCAAUUUCCUCAAUUUGCUACAGUUGGUGAAAGAGGAGAGCCACAGCAACAAGACGCAAACGAAUGUUUCACCGAGCUUUUGCGAGUUGUGCUUAGUGGAAUCAAGGGAAUCAAACCAACUGGAUGGGACGCAUCGAUCGAAAGCUUUUUCCGUGGAAAAUACAGUGUUGAAUUGAAAAAUAUGGAAAAUCCUGAUGAGCCAGCACAAAAUUCUCACGAAGACUUUUACCAACUCUCGUGUUUUCUUUCGCAAGAGGUGAAAUACGUGCAAACCGGCCUGAAAGAGAAGCUAACCGAAGAAAUAGAGAAGCAUAGUCCAUCUCUCGACAGAAAUGCAAAGUACCAGAAAAAGAUCACAAUUGAUAGACUUCCAGCUUAUGUGUCGGUGCAAAUGGUUCGCUUCUUCUACAAGGAAAAUGUUGGGACUAACGCAAAAAUCCUUAAAGAUGUCAAGUUCCCAUUGGUCCUUGAUCUACACGAUUUGUGUACACCAAAGCUUCAGGAGCGUUGCCGCCCGCACCGUGACGCAUUCAAGGCGGAUGAAGAUGCCAAGCUCGAAAGACUUCGUCGUAAGAAGCUAGAAGAUCCCGCUACCAGGGAAGAUGAUGGCGAACCUUUGCCUUUCUCAUUUGAAGAUGAUCCCGGAAGCAACAAUAGUGCAUUCUACGAAUUGCAAGCUGUGAUUACGCACAAGGGACGCUCAUCCGACAGCGGGCAUUAUGUUGCAUGGGUUCGAAUCAAAGGCGAUAAAUGGGCUAUGUGCGAUGAUGAUGAAGUUCAUGAAAUCACUUCUCAGGAGGUUUUGAAACUAUCCGGUGGUGGUGACUGGCAUACCGCCUAUGUACUGCUUUACGGGCCUCGUAUCUGCCAUAAGGAUAAAGCGGAAGCAGAAGAAAACGUUGAGGCACAAAAUGUGGCAACCACAAUGGAAUCU